CAGUACAAGCAGAGGGCAAAGAAAGAUUCCAGUCUGUUCCACCUGAUGCCAGAAACCAACGACACUCACUUUGUCCGGCAGCAGACGGAGAUGCUCAGCGAGGUCAAGUACAAAGAAGAGGGUAAGAAAGAAAUGAGCGUCAGCCUGUUCUCUCUGCUCCCCGACACCAUCGACACUCAGCACGCUAAAGAGCUGACGGACAUGCAAAGCGAGGCUAAAUACAAAGAGGCCAAUAAGAAGCAGACGUCAUCGUCUCUGUAUCACCGGCUCCCUGAAACUCUGGAGACGCAGCACGCUAAAGAGGCCUCGCAGCUGCAGAGUCAGAUCGUAUAUAAAGAGGCGGGGAAGAAGGAGUUGUCGUGUCCAGUUUACCACCAGCUGCCGGACACUCUGGAGACACAGCUCGCCCGAGAGCUCACCGACAUGCAGAGCCAAAACAAGUACAAGGAGGACGGGAUGAGGCGUCUCUCUCAGAGCUUCUACUCUCAGCUGCCACAAACCGCUGACACUCAGUUUGCUAAAACAGUGUCUGAGCUGCAGAGCGAGGUAAAGUAUAAGAAGUCGGGGAGGCAGGAGGCCGGCAGCUGUCUGUACUCUGUGAUGGCAGAAACUCUGGACACUCAACACGCCAGGCAGGCGGCUCACAUCCAGAGCCAGGUGAAGUACAAAGAGGACGUGCAGAAGUCGCCCAGUCUGUUCUGCAGCCUUCCUCACACCCUCCAGACUGAGCUGGCCAAGGAGGUGACGCAGCUGCAGAGCCAGGUGAAAUAUAAAGAGGGACAUAAGAAGGAAGCGUCCUCCUCGCUCUACCGGCUCCUCCCCGAGACAGCGGAGAUGCAUUUCGCCAAACACGUGUCGGAGAUCCAGAGCGAGACAAAGUACAAGAAGGACAAAGAGGAUCUGCCCAACACGCUGUUCUCUCUGCUGCCGGACACUCUGCACACGCAGUUUGUUAGAGAGAUGAGUGAGACGCACAGCGAGGUGAAGUAUAAGCAGGCUGGGAAGCAGCAAACUUCUCUGUACUCCAAACUUCCUGAAACUCUGGAGACCAAACACGCCAAAGAAGCGACUGAACUGCAGAGUGAAAAAAAGUACAAAGACGACGGGAGGAAGGAGAUGAUGUCGUCUCUUUACUCUCAGCUUCCUGAAACACCAGAGACGCAGUUCGCCCGAGAGAUGAGUGAGAUACAGAGUGAGAACAAGUAUAAGGAGAGUGGGAAGAAGAGCCAGGCCGUCAGCGUUUACUCUCAGCUCUCCGACACCAACGACAUCCAGUUUGCCAAAUCUGUGUCUGAGAUCCAAAGUGAGGCCAAAUAUAAAGAAGCAGGGAGGAAAGACGCGUCCAGCUCUCUGUACUCCAAGCUGCCGGAGACUGCGGACACUCUGCACGCUAAAGAGGCUUCACAGCUGCAGAGCCAGGUGAAGUAUAAGCAGCAGGUGAGCGGAGCUCUGUACCAACAGCUGCCUGAAACCACAGAGACACAGCUGGCUAGAGAGCUGAGAGACAUUUACAGCGAGGUGAAGUAUAAAGAGCAGGGCAGGAAGGAGCUCGCUAAGAACUUGUACUCGCUCCUCCCCGAGACGGCAGACACGCAGUUCGCCAAGCAGAUGUCUGAGAUGCAGAGCGAGACAAAGUACAAGAAGGACAAAGAGGAUCUGCCCAACACGCUGUUCUCUCUACUGCCGGACACUCUGCAGACGCAGUUUGUUAGAGAGAUGAGUGAGACGCACAGCUGAGGUCAAGUACAAGGAAGCAGGGAAGAGAGAAGCCAGCAGCUCUCUGUACCACCAGCUGCCGGAGACUCUGGAGACGCAGCGUGUUAAAGAGGCGACUGAGCUGCAGAGCGA
Cottoperca gobio is the source of this 1848-nucleotide messenger RNA. Its product is annotated as nebulette-like. Gene Ontology annotation, cellular component: Z disc. Gene Ontology annotation, molecular function: actin filament binding. NCBI's taxonomy places the organism in Eukaryota, Metazoa, Chordata, Actinopteri, Perciformes, Bovichtidae. The coding region runs from base 46 to 1737 and encodes 563 amino acids. The record is from RefSeq and is a predicted model, not a curated record. The transcript has 17 exons. Gene Ontology annotation, biological process: cardiac muscle thin filament assembly.